Argiope bruennichi is the source of this 1331-nucleotide messenger RNA. RefSeq names its product cell adhesion molecule DSCAM-like. Gene Ontology annotation, molecular function: cell-cell adhesion mediator activity. Gene Ontology annotation, biological process: homophilic cell-cell adhesion; axon guidance; dendrite self-avoidance. The coding region runs from base 6 to 1331 and encodes 441 amino acids. NCBI's taxonomy places the organism in Eukaryota, Metazoa, Arthropoda, Arachnida, Araneae, Araneidae. The transcript is spliced from 8 exons. The record is from RefSeq and is a predicted model, not a curated record. Gene Ontology annotation, cellular component: plasma membrane; axon.
CAACCAUGUUUUUCUCGAUUGUUGUCAUUUUUGUGGUACAGAUAACUGGAGCGUUAACUAAAGAAGCACCAGUGAUUCAAUCUUUUAGCUUUCCGGAAUUUUCUACAAUUGACCAAACUGUGGUAGUAGCCUGCGCUGUAACUGACGGGACAAAACCACUGAAUUUUAACUGGUUAAAAGAUGGCAAGGAUGUUGAUAAUGUUCCAAACACAUCUGUUCAUACUCAAGAUCGCUUUUCUGUGCUUACUGUAGGCCCUGCGAGUCGAGAAAAUGUAGGCAACUAUACUUGUUUAGUGAGAAAUGUAUUUGGGAAAGACUCUUUCACUGCAGCUUUUGUACUAAAUGAGCCUCCAACUUGGAUUAAGGAACCUCAAGAUGCUCGAGUAACAGAGAAUGAUUUUCUGGAACUUGUGUGCAUGGCAUCUGGUCAUCCUUUACCAAAAAUUUCUUGGAAGAAAAUAACAGGCGACUCAGAAACUUCGCGCAUAGAUAUUGUGAAUACUUCAAACAUGCAAGUGCACAUGAAUGGCUCUUUAAUUAUUUACAAUGUGAGAGAUGAUUUUAAAGAAUCGUACCAAUGCAUAGCCUCUAAUGAUGUCGGACAAAUAUUGGAGAAGCGAGUUCGGGUAUUCGUAUCUGGUAAGAAUCACCACGGAGCAAGCACUAUGCUACUGAAUUUGUUAUUGUGGAUACUGACUACUAUUGUGUCAACUGGAGGAUCCUUUCUUAGUCUAACUGGUCAAGAUUUUGGUGUAAUCCCAUUCUCUUUUCCAACGCAUGUGAAAGAAGGCGAGAAAGUGUUUGUAACAUGUACUCCCAAAGGAGAAGUUAAAUCUGUGCAAUUUAAAUGGCUACGAAACAAGAAAGAUAUUAAACAAAACGACAGAGUUAAAAUUACAGAUAUUCGAGAAUUUUCAACUUUAAUAAUCAAUCCAGUUAUUAGUGAAGACAGUGGCAAUUACACUUGUACCAUCAUAGAAGAUCACAGGACAGCAAGUCAUUCUGCAGAAUUGAUGAUACAAGGUCCUCCUUCGUGGAUAACUCGCCCUUCAAGUUCUGAAACAGUAGUGGGUAAAAAUAUAACUCUUGAAUGUUCUGCUGCAGGAAGACCCACGCCAUCUGUAUCUUGGAAAAAAUUAUCAGGAAAUGAAUUACAGAGUGUUGAAAAUUUAAGCAACGGCGGAAAAUAUGUGAUCAGUAACGGUCUUCUUACUAUUAUCAAUGUACAAAAAGAAGAUCAAGGAAAGUAUACUUGUGUCGUUUCUAAUGACGUGGGAAUGUCCCUUGAAGAAAGUGCAGAUUUGUUGGUGCUUAGUAAGUCUGUGCUUUAA